CAGAUGUCCCCAAAGGAGAUCAGAUGGGCAAUUUCUUCCCCGCCCAGUUCAUAAACUGAGCUGCAUUGUGACUUUCAUGUGAUGCAGAGACUGGAGAAGCGUCUGCCCAGGGAUUCCUUGGAAAGCUGCUUGACUCCAUUUGUGUGAGGACAGACCUACCCAGGGGGCAAGCAAGGUUGCCAACUCCCAUCAUUUGGUGACUGCGUGCCCUUCUGCUUUCAGCUACAGUUUCUCUUGCCUGGCCAAAGCUGUGCCUUCCCUACGAGGCAGAAAGAGAGAACCAAGCUAUGGCAGCACCCACCACCACCACCAGCCUGAGAUUCAAGCUCAUCCUCCUGGGGGACUUUGGGGUGGGAAAGACCACCUUUUUCCACCGCAUCAGGACUGGCCAUUUCUUAGAGGAGGCCCACACCCUCGGUCAGCACAUGAAUGUCUGUGAGAGGAUGCUGCCCCUGAGACACAGUCGCAGCAACCGCCAAGCACAGAUCUCCUUAUGGGACACAGCUGGCGAGGAGCGCUUCCUCUCACUGAGCAGCUGCUAUUUCCGAAACGCGGACGCAGUGCUUCUGGUGUACAGCCUCCAGGCUCUCAUCUCCUUUGACAGCCUCUCGCACUGGGUCUAUGUGGCCAGACAGUACUGUGCAGAUGCUGAUAUCUUCCUUUUGGGUAAUAAGAGCGACCUGGAAAACCGCGUCUCUGAAGACAAAGCCGAGAAGUUUGCAGUGGAGCAUUGCGCAUCGGAGAGAUUCAAAGUGUCGGCCAAGACAGGUGAGAACGUGGAGCGGAGCCUGCAAGAGAUGGUGGAACAUCUCUUUCUCAAGAAGGAAUUCCAGCGCAGCAGCCUCCAGGUUCCCUUGCAAGACGUCGGCUACUACAGCCACUGCGGAUGUUGAAGGGAGCCACUGUUCACUUUAGCAAUAAAUGAAGGAACAAAUCCCUUCCUGUUGCAAAAAACAAGCUUCUUGCUGUCCUGUUGUUGUUGUUGUUGUUGUUGUUGUGUGCCUGCAAGUCAUUUC
Messenger RNA from Sceloporus undulatus (fence lizard), 1016 nucleotides. Its product is annotated as ras-related protein Rab-19-like. The transcript has 5 exons. Bases 288 to 893 code for a protein of 201 amino acids. NCBI's taxonomy places the organism in Eukaryota, Metazoa, Chordata, Lepidosauria, Squamata, Phrynosomatidae. Gene Ontology annotation, molecular function: GTP binding; GTPase activity. The record is from RefSeq and is a predicted model, not a curated record.